AGAAUAUCGGACUCCAUCGGAAUGCGAAUACGGUCUUCUUGGUCCCGUGAAUAAAAGGUACUCGACAUAGGAGAGUGAUCGUGCCGUUCGAUAGUCGUGUCAAGGAAUUGAUCGGUUGUAAUCAUUUGAAAAGAGAGAAUGAUCUGAAAAGUCUUUAAGAGAGACCCAUUUGCCCCAGAAGAGAGACCUGAACAAGCGUUUUCCACCCAUCUGAAGAUUUUUCUUGUUUCAAAAAUGACUUCAUCUUGUAGCUUUGUAGUUUGUAUCGCCAUCGUCGAUGGUAUUUCGUUUGGUUGUGCAUAUCGUGCGUCAAUUUCGUGUUGAUCGGAUCGCUUUAAAGAGGGUGUUGUGCUGGACCAUCUUUCAUCUCUUGACUUGUCACUACUGAGAGUAUCUUCUUCUUUGUACUUCUAACGCGUCCACCUAGUAGUCGUACCUGUCUGUUGCAUACCUUCUUAGUCGUCACGACAUGUAGUGGUUCUUGCAUAUUUUUUUCUUGAAGCAUAUUUUUUUCUUGAAGUAGUAGUACCUCUAGUACUUCUUCUACUUGCUUAGAAGAGACGCACGAUCCAAGAAAAUGUUACCUCCGGUCCGACACCGCACCCAGAUGGGUGACAUUUUGUCGUGGGCAGGAGGACGACCACAGGACGAAAACUCUCCUCCUAAGCUGCCUCUAGGAGCCGCAGGAGGUGGAAAUCAAAUUGUACCACCUCAAUUCAAGCCAAUGUACAACAACUUCCGUAGUCCGCCACUUGGUGUCUAUCGCGAUUUUGUGCCUCAACAGCCAGUCGGAAACCCACCACCUGCAGGAGGUUCAGGAGGAGGAAACCCAAUAAAUCCUGCAUCUUCUGGAGGACCACCUGGUGGCGGAGGGCCAGGAGGCUCUUCUCCUCAAACGUUGAAACAACUGCCGAAGGAGCUGCUACAGAACCCGGAUCUAUUGCAGAAGCCUUUGUCAGAGGAACAACAAGCGUCGCAUCAUGCGGCGGCGCAGAACCAAGGCUUGCAGAAUCAGAUUUUUUCGCUGGAUUAUGGCGUAGAACUAGAACAACUAGUGAUAGUGCUGAGAAGUACUCGUUUUUGGUUUAUUUACAACAGUAGUUACACGACCUAAAGUAGAAUUUACUACAACCGGAUUUUUAGUACAACUAUUUUUAAUUCACAACUUUAUGAGUUCCAUCGGAGGUGUGGGUUGACUUACUGUUACAGACAUCACCACGACGAGUUCUAGCUACUUUCGUACUUUAUAGUACAGAAGAUGCCAACAAGUAGCUUCGUCCCGCCCAACUUUUUACAUGCGUUAAUACACGACUUCUUACUGGUCUUACCAUCUAAUCCUUGCGAAUCUGCCGGUUGCUCACGGAUCGCAUAUCGGUUCUGGAAAACAAGAACGGAAACCUCUCUUCACAACUAGACGAACGAGCCAGAACGGACGCAGAGAUAAUAAGGAAGCUGCAAAUUAACGUUAGAGAAUUGCAGGAAGGACAUUCGGGAUUCGUUCGAGAUGUGGCAAGUACAACUGCUACUUGUCCUCGUUAUACUUAAUAAUUAUUUUUCAAGUUGUAGAACAAGGAAAUGAUCAUUUAUUAGACAUCAACUUGUGAUAAAUAAUUCAUUUAGUAGACUUGUUGUUGUUAUGAUUCUUUCAAGAAGAUGGACCACAUGGAGGUGGUUUUACCGGUGUUAUUUCUGGCAAAAGUUUCAGUGGUAAAAAGUGGAGUGAUUUUGUCGGACAAGAGUAAUAUGGACUUUUCUGGAACUACAUUCUUCAUCUGAAGAAGAAUUCUAUGGUCUUUCCUCCAUGAAAAGAAUAAUCUUCAAAAACAUGAUCCAAGGUAAACUUUCUGGAACUACUAUUCAAGGUAAACAAUAACUUCCAUGAAACAAUAACUUCCGGAAUAAAACAUGAUCCAAGGUAAACUUUCGCAGCACGAGGAGCACAAAGUCCGCAGUGAGAGGGAAAGUAGCACAGUCAAGGAGUCUGUGAGGGGGCUACAAAACGAUUUCAGAGAUUUCGCGGUCCAGAGUGUCUACCGUCAACGCCAGGAGACUGAACAGCUUAUCAAGAACCAAUUCGCAAAACAUCAGUUUCAGGUACUAUUUUUUGUGAAACAUACAUGUUAAUCCAGAAGCAGUACCAGAGGUGGACUUACACGAAGAAGGCGAUCCUGAACUUGAGGCUGAACAAUAUGUAGACGCACUUGACGAGCAACUAAUCAAUUGAUUACUGAACAGCUUAUCAAGAACCAAUUCGCAAAACAUCAGUUUCAGGUACUAUUUUUUGUGAAACAUGUUGUCAACAUGAUGUUGACAGUUUCAGGUUCUUUCUCCUGCUCUACAGAAAAUUCUUAGAUCAUCCUCCGACUUACGAAAGUAGACCCCCAUCGCCAUCCCACCAAACACGAAUACCAGGAAAACGACGCUCGCGCUGACGUGAAACGGCAACAGGAGGAGUUGACAGAGGGUCACGGGCGUCUAAACGCGUUGCUAGAGGAUAUGGAACAAGCUCAUGCGGCUUUUAAGGGAGAUGCGAGAGCUCGAAUCGUCAACCUAGAAAACGCUAUUCUCUGCAAAGACGAAGGUAGUCGUAGUGGAGAAGGAAAGAUGAUGGGAGGCUUCGCGUUUAGAGAACAUGUGGAGCAACUGAGGGUACAACUGAUCCUUGAUCUGAGGAAUUUUUCAGUCGCUGGCAAAGCAAGUUCCCGUCUGAAGUUACUUCACAUGAUUAACUGUCUUCCAGUUCCGCACAAUUCACACACUUUUUAUGUUUUCCGCACUUUUUAUCUCCACUACAGGCUCAAGUCUCCCAGCUCGGUAAAGACUUCACCGACACGGUGAUCGAACUAGAAAAAGACCGGAAGACACGAAGUGCCAUCAUUGCGGAAUAUGAAGAGCGGAUAAAGAACCUAAAUGAGGACCUGGCUACCCAGAAACAGGAGAUGCUCACGAUAGUUGAGCAGAGACAAGAAGUCUUGAUCUCGAAGAUAGAGAUGGAGAAGCAUGAGGUGUUGGCGAGACAAGCAGAAAUCCGAGAGGAAUUGCAGGGCGUCGACAGUCUGAACGCCGUGAGUAUUUCCGAUAUGGAGCUCAAGUGCGGCAACAAGAUAGAGAUGAUGCAAAAGCGGGAGGAGGCAGAGAGGGAUGCUUUAAGGGCAAUCGUGGAUAGCAAAUUGAAUCAGGUAAGUACUUCUUCUAUGAUUUUUAUUAUCUUCUACGUCAAAAGUGUGAUUUUAUUUAUCAUGAUUCGCUAUCGCUUGUUUAUGCACCAACAAUUUUUCUUGUUCUACAAUCCACCUCAACAGGUAGUCGGACAAAUCGCGCGCACGGAGACUUUAAGACAAGACGGUCUAACGGCUCUCUAUGAAAAAAUUGAGGAGUUUCAGCAAAAGCAGAUUGAAACGGUGAAAGAAAUACGUGGAGAAGUGCACGAAAAUGUGAGGGAUGUUCAGGUACUACUUCCACGUCAAUCUACUUUGUUGAUUCUUUCGUCUACAUUUUCGUGACGAGGCUUCUUCAUCUACCUCACAAUAUUCUACUUCAUCUCUUUGUUAUAUAUCCUCACAACAUGAUCCGACCUAAGUACUUCGUGAGUGUGGAAAUUAUACAGCACUCCUGUGAUGAAAGAAUAAUUGUGAUGGAAGAUAACUACUCGUACUUCCACCUCCAGCCCUAACCCUGUUCCACCUCCAGCCCUAACCACCUAAACUAAACCCAGCCCUUACUAAACAAACCCUAACUAAACGACCCAGACCUUAUUCAAAGACGAGAUGCGGCAUCGCAUGGAAACGGAACGCAAAAUGACGGAAAGCGUGCGGGAGGUAGUGAAGAACCUGUCACAAUCUCAAGCCAGUGCAUUCGAGCAGUUGAGUGAACGGUUGCGGCAACUGAGCGACGCUCUAGGCGAGACCAGGAAGGAGGGCUCCGAAAGGGCGGAAAGAAUGAGCAGAUAUGUGGACGAAGUCGUGGCGAAAUGGAGAUUGGAUUUAUGAAGUAGAACUAGAAAGAUGCAUGUUUUUCAAUUGAUGAACAAGAAGAAUCUACUCAUUUCUCAAGUAGACUGCUCUGUACUAGUUGUAUAAAAUAACGAAUAUCAUCCUAACCCUAAGCUCAUCUAGUGCUAUUAUUUCUGUUUUGUCAGAGGAGUCCCAACUACUCCAGAUGAAUAUGCUUCUAAUUGCCUACUCCCGCCAGUGCGAGGCGUACGACGCGCACUUGAACAGAUUGCAGGAACGCCUCCAGGACCUCCUCCAGGCUGUGGACCGAACUAGAACUGCAUUGGAGGAGACUAUUUCGCAUACCAGGACGCAUCUGAUCGAGCGCCAAGACGCUGCAACUGAGAAAGCAGAGCAAGCCUUGACUGCACAGGCAAAGAGGCUGGACGAACGCUGUUACAAGAACGAAAAAAGGACGGCUGAUGAGUUUGAGCGCGUGAAGACUCGUGCAGACCGACAUGCGCAGGAAUUCGAUGAGUCGAUUGCCGCUGUCCAUCGUGCAAUCUUAGGCUUGUCGAAAGACAAAUCUCUUAUCGGCGCCAACAUCGUGGUCCCCUUGCCUAGUUGGGACAGGCCAUUGGAUUCAGCAAGGAGUGGAGGAGGCUCUUCUGGGGGGAUGAUGAACGGCCUCAUGAAGGUGGAUCUUGGCACUUACGUAAAUAAGGGUCUAGAUGAAGUAGACCCGCCAAGUCGUAGUGCAUCUUCAAGCGGUAGUAAACCACCAACCACAUCAGGAGGAAGAGCAAAGGAUAGAAACAACGGCUCUCAGUUCAUGAAAGCACCUGGCUCAGCAACUGCUUUGAGUGACAACGAAAUUGACCAAGGAUCACGCACUGGUGGUUUCAACAGUAGUCAUUUUGGAGGUGGGGAUACAUUGGCGUUGUCAAAUACCUUUGACAAUUUGGAGAUACCGCGUGACCAACUGAGUCCUUUUGAUGCAGGAACACCUCCAGAGAGUGGCACACAAGAACCGCCGCCAUUGCAAUUAAACAUGGGAAUGGGAGGGGGAGCAUCGUCAUCUUCUAUAGGAGGUCCUUCGCCUCAAGCAGGAGGGAAUCCCCGGCUAGCAUUAGAUGCGGACUCCGAUCCGAGCUUGACAGAUUUGGGACUGUAUCUGAAUACGGAACUGAAGGAUGGAAUGCUUGUUAUGAGAAACAAGGAUGAAAAAUGGGUUCGUGUAAGUACUUGGUUUCAACAGCAGCUGGUGCUGUGUUGAUCGAUACAACGUUUUUUCUUGCUCUCUUCCAGCAGGUAUAUCUGUAUCAUGGUUUUUCACUCACAUAUCUGAGCAUGUACGGUUCUGGUAUUUGGUAACCUCCUGAGUUCGAUCACAAGGGUCGUUCUGUUCUUGUUUUCCCCUUAUGAUCACACUGAGGAGGUUGCCAAAUACCGGAAGCAUUCAGAGCAGCAGUACCUUUCCCCCUCUAGUAGUGCAUCUUCUUCUCCCAUCUCUAAAUAAACCUCUCGCUCAACAAACGGCAACAAGAAAUUCGCAAAGGAAGCAGGCGGUGCCGAGAAACCGACGGCUUUGGCAGGCGUUACGGAGGCUGAUAGGGAAGAGGAUCGGGAGGGAGAAGUCGAGAAGCAGAUAGAAGGAGAACAAAAUGCAGUUGCAGGAGAGGCAGUAGAAGCGUCUGAGUCUGUUGUGGUGGAGCAGAGAGGAACUACGGGAGAAGAUGUUGAGGCGAAGAAGAGUGAUGUCGGAGCAGGUGAGGAUGCCGAAGCCGUUGUGGGGUCUUCAUCUGAAGUAGCGGCACAAGAAGCAGAACCUCCUACACCACCAGAGCUGCUACUCGGCACAAGCGAGAACAACAUCGAGGGAGCACCAGAUGCAUUAGCAGCGGGAAACUCGUCUGAAGCAACAAUUCAUCUGUCGCUUCAUGCGGGCCUAAGCGAAGGACUGCAUGAAAAUGCACCGCUCAGCGGCCGCACUGCGGGUGACAGUUUACAGGAACAGAUAGGAGGAAGUAGUGCUAGUGCGUCUGCUCUCGCAACUCCUCGUCUUCCUAAAGAAGAUGUUGCUGUGAUCAGCGAAGACGUCCCAGGAGGAAAGGAUAGUACUCAGGAAGAUGAAUGUCUUCAACAAGUAGAUCAAGUAGAGGCUGCUGCACCCUCAGUGGAACAAGAAGCUGCUGUGGAACAAGAAGCUGCUGUGGAACAAGAACCAGAGCCAUUUGCGAUGCUGAUGAAGCCUGGCGCAAUUUCAGCCUUGAAUAUGGGCGGCGGGGGCGAAGAGGAAAUGGAUGCAGUGACUGUCAGGGAUCAAGAGGAACUGAGGGAGCAAGAGGAACUCUUCUCUCCUGAGAACAGCAGGGGAGGAGGUGAUACAGCUAGGGAUGACCCAUUUCCAACAUCUGCUAGGGAUCACGCAGAGGAGCAAGAGGCUCCUGAAAUCUCUGCGGGCAAAGCAGUAGAUGCUGAAGCAGAGCAAGUAGUACAACUUCAGGGUGGUGACGAAACUCGAGCAGUAGAUGCUGAAGCAGGGCAAGUACAACUUCAGGGUGGUGACGAAACUCAAAAAAAUCUCGAAAAACGUACUUCUGCCCCUGAAGUUCCACCACCAGUAGAAAGAAUAGAAGAGAAGCCAGUACCAGAUGAACAAGAGCAGAACAAAGUGUCCCUGCCAGUCGCUUCUGAGCAGGAGGAGGAAGUGAGAAACCGGGAACAGGAACCGUCUGCGGAACAGUCUGCGAGCUCAAGUGGUAGUGGAACAUCUCCAACGUCUAAGUCGUCUACUUUGAAAUCAUCAAUAUCCAAGUCAAAAGGGUCUGUGAAGACAGAAGAACAAGUGCAGGGUGAAGCUGAAGAGUAUCCUGCUAUAGUAGAAGAUGGAGCUGGAGGUGUUAAGGACGAAGGGGAAAAUCAAGAGCGAGCACCAGAUGAAGCGCCGCUGGCUCCCCUUGAGGCAAGUCGUGUAGCUGAGGAAAAUGAAAAAUCGGGGCAACCAGCACAAGAAGCCCUCAAUACAUCAGCAGUAGAAGCAGCUCCAGUAGCUACAACAACUGAACAAGUCCAGGAAGAACAAGCUGAAAGCCCUAAGGCUUCACCGAAGGCGGGUUCAUCCUCUAGUCCUGGUAGCUCUCCAGGAUCUUCUAGCAGUGGUUCCUCGUCUGAAGAAGGGUCUUCGUCUGACGAAGAAUCUCCAACAUCUUCAUCGCCCGCUAGCUCGCAGAAAAAACAAAAUAAGUCCAAAUCUUCUACGGAGGAGAAGGCUGGGACCGCGUAGAGGAGGAUGAGGAGUUGGUACGAUGAGGAGUUGGAUGAGGAGUUGCGACUUUCAGGAGGGUCAUUGUCUUCUAGUAAUGGUGCUUCGCGAAUAAGGAGCUAGAAUCGUAGUACGUCAUUAUCUUCUACUAGUAAUGGUGUUUCGCAAAGAAGGAGCUAGAAUCGUAGUACGUCAUUAUCUUCUAGUAAUGGUGUUUCGCAAAUAAGGAGCUAGAAUCGUAGUACGAAGAAGUUUUCAAUUUCGUCAACGUCUAUGAAACCUUAGUCUUACAGCUUGAACUUUCAUUCACAACUCAAAACAAUUCUAACAAGACGAAAUACUUAUGGUUAUUUAUGAUUCCUACUCUAAAAUCAAAAAAUAUGAACUAGGAGAACUUUUUUUACGCUAAAUCCUGAAGAUAGUGGUUGUCUUUCCGUCUAAAUUUCCUUUACAUUGAAUGCUGCUUAAUACUGUUCCACCAAUUUGAAUUUGCAUUAGAACUCUUUUUUCUAUCUUCUUUCGAAAGAACUUGAAUUUCUCAACAAUCAUGAGGUAAAACAAUUUCUCGUUGCGCUACUCCUGCCGCAGCUCAUUUUUCACUUCGAUAGUCGUCUUUUAAUCAUGAUACAAAAAUCGAUCCCUUUCAUCUCCGAAGACAAACUACAAGUGGUCUUUUGUUUUUUCAGAAACUAGAAACUCGAUGUCGAUCCCAUUAAAAAAAUGCUGCAGAUGUAUGCUCCAUUCCGUAAACACAAAGAUGCUUUGUUGGUAUGUCUUUUUCUGAAUCCUUCUGUUAAGUCAGUGUAUAGAUGUGGCGCUAUGCUACAACGUUUUGUGAUUUUCACUCCGCCGUGGGUCCCACGGCGUGGCAAUACUGCAGUCAAGCUGAU
Molecule: messenger RNA, 8087 nt
Organism: Amoebophrya sp. A25
Lineage: Eukaryota; Dinophyceae; Syndiniales; Amoebophryaceae
Source: the annotation of a GenBank genome assembly